This is a messenger RNA of Olea europaea var. sylvestris, 1912 nucleotides long. RefSeq lists its product as uncharacterized. The coding region runs from base 102 to 1631 and encodes 509 amino acids. The transcript has 2 exons. NCBI's taxonomy places the organism in Eukaryota, Viridiplantae, Streptophyta, Magnoliopsida, Lamiales, Oleaceae. Gene Ontology annotation, molecular function: nucleic acid binding; zinc ion binding. The record is from RefSeq and is a predicted model, not a curated record.
CUCAGCCUCAGCCUCAGCCUCACCAUCAUCCUUUACUUCAACCUCAUGACUUGUAUGAAUCAAUUCAGAGAGAGAUUGAAAAGCAACGAAUUAGAGAGGAGAUGAUAAUAUCAGAAAUUGCAAGGAGGCGUGUUUUGGAAUAUGAGGUGAGGAGGGAGCUGAUGAUGGAGAGAGAACUGGCUCAGCGAAAAGGCGAGGAUGGGUUUCCAUUUGGCCCAUCAUCGGGAAUUGGGUAUGACUCAAUUAGGUUUCCACUCGUGGGGAUGAGAAGUGUGGGCAGGUCUCUAGAGGAGAGGGUUGCAAUGCCACCCAAGGAGAAGGAGAGGCUGAAUAUAAGGCAUGAGAAUGCAGAGAUUGAGACCCAGCCAUUUCAAAGGUGUAUGACGGAACCAAGAAUUUCUGAAGUUAAGUCUGUCUCGGAUAGGGGGAAAGAGAAAGAGAAAGUGGUUUUGCUGGCCAAACCCCUUGAAUAUCUAUCUAGAGAGAAGAGAAAGGCUGCAACAUCAUCUGUAGUAGAUGAUGAUGAGCUUCCAUCAGCUGCUAUCUCAAGGAAGAAAGCUAAAGAGGAGUGGAGUUGUGCUCUCUGUCAGGUUAGUGCCACCAGUGAGCGAGCCCUAAAGGACCACGUGCAGGGAAAGAAACACAAGUCCAAAGAGGCUGCAUUGAGAGCUCAGAGGGGUGGCAAAAACUAUAACAUUGGUCUUUUUCCAAAGAAAGCUGCCAUGCCAGUCACGGUUUCAGGAACUAAAAAUCUAGGUUUUGAGGGAGUGAAAUCUGCAACUCAAUUAAUGCACCUCAAUAAGAUGGGGGAGAUGAGCUCAGAGAAAAACAAUAUGCCACUAUUGCAGGAAAUCCGAAAACUGGACAACUUAAAGAAUAACCAAUUGGAAGUUCUAGAAAUACAGAAGGAUGGAAACAGCAAGAAAAAAAAUUAUAAAUUUUGGUGUGAAAUGUGCCAGGUAGGAGCCUUCUCUCGAAGUGUCAUGAAUGCUCAUAGGAAAGGGAAGAAACAUGUAAAACGACUCCACGAAUUUGAUCAAAAUGGAGCUGAUUCGUCCAAACUGAAGAAGUCUGUAGUACAAGUUAAUGAUUCAGAAUGGGUUGCUGGUGAUGGGAAGAACACAGCAAUGGAAAAUGUUGGCAAGGCAGUGGAUGUAGUGAGCUCAGAGGAUCACAAGACCAUCGAGAUAGCCAAUUCUGAAGAUCACAAGGCCAUGGAAGCGGCCAAGCAGGAAGGUAAUGAGGCCAUGAGUUCAUCCGAGGGAGAUGAUAAAGAGAACAAUGAUGUUGCCGAGCAAGAAUAUAAUGCGACCAUGGAUGCAACCAAGCCAGUAAAUAACAAGGACAAUGAUACAGUCCAUACAGAAUAUACUGAGGCCAUGAAUGCAGCCAGGCCAGAUGAUAACGAGGCCAAUGAUGCAGUCCGGACAGAAUAUAAAGUGGCAGCGGAUGCAGCCAAGCCAGAUGAUUAUGAGGCUGAUGAUGUAGUCAAGCUGGAAUUCACUGAGGCCAUGGUUGCAGCCAAGCCAGAAGAUAACAAGGCUGAUGAUGCAGCUGAGCCAGAAUUUAGCGAGACCGCGAAUGCAGCCAAGCCAGACCAUAACCAGCUCGAUGAUGAAUUUGAGGCUUAAGAUGAUGAGAUAUUUUGAUUCCCAAGUUGAGCUCUUAGACCACAUGUGGAUUGAAAAACUAAUUUUCCCUGAUUCCAUCUUCCCCUAAUUUGAGUGGUCAGUUUACUGGUAAUCAGUAGUAUGUUUCAUAGAACGUUCAGACUUUUUCUAAAAAUUUAAUUUCUGCCGGACUUUUCAGGAAUAUAACUAUUCCUGUUGAAAUAUGUUAUCAAGUUGGCAAUUGGGUGAUUGCAGAUGUUGGAUUCUGAAGAACCAGAAAAUUUUUGGUGUAAAUUUUGCUA